Molecule: messenger RNA, 1432 nt
Organism: Enhydra lutris kenyoni (northern sea otter)
Lineage: Eukaryota; Metazoa; Chordata; Mammalia; Carnivora; Mustelidae
Product: histone acetyltransferase 1
Exons: 11
Coding region: 51-1310 (419 amino acids)
Biological process (GO): subtelomeric heterochromatin formation
Cellular component (GO): nucleus
Molecular function (GO): histone H4 acetyltransferase activity; histone binding
Source: RefSeq, a predicted model, not a curated record
CGCGCGGGUUGAUUCGUCCUUCCUCAGCCGAGGGUGCUCGCAGCUCGGAAAUGGCGGGAUUUGGUGCUAUGGAGAAAUUUCUGGUUGAGUACAAGAGUGCAGUGGAGAAGAAACUGGCAGAGUACAAAUGUAACACCAACACAGCAAUUGAACUAAAAUUAGUUCGUUUCCCUGAAGAUCUUGAGAAUGACAUUAGAACUUUCUUUCCUGAAUAUACCCAUCAACUCUUUGGGGAUGAUGAAACUGCUUUUGGUUACAAGGGUUUGAAGAUCCUGUUAUACUAUAUUGCUGGUAGCCUGUCAACAAUGUUUCGUGUUGAAUAUGCAUCUAAAGUUGAUGAGAAUUUUGACUGUGUAGAGGCAGAUGAUGUUGAGGGGAAAAUUAGACAAAUCAUCCCACCUGGAUUUUGUACAAACACAAAUGAUUUUCUCUCUUUGCUGGAAAAAGAAGUUGAUUUCAAGCCGUUUGGAACCUUACUCCAUACAUACUCUGUUCUCAGUCCAACAGGAGGGGAAAACUUUACCUUUCAGAUUUACAAGGCUGACAUGACAUGUAGAGGCUUUCGAGAAUAUCAUGAAAGGCUUCAGACCUUUUUGAUGUGGUUUAUUGAAACUGCUAGCUUUAUUGACGUGGAUGAUGAAAGAUGGCACUACUUUCUAGUAUUUGAGAAGUAUAAUAAGGAUGGAGCUACGCUCUUUGCGACUGUAGGCUACAUGACAGUCUAUAAUUACUAUGUGUACCCAGACAAAACCCGGCCACGUGUAAGUCAGAUGCUGAUACUGACUCCAUUUCAAGGUCAAGGCCAUGGUGCUCAACUUCUUGAAACAGUUCAUAGAUACUACAUUGCAUCUCCUUCUGUUCUUGAUAUUACAGCUGAAGAUCCAUCCAAAAGCUAUGUGAAAUUAAGAGACUUUGUGCUUGUGAAGCUUUGUCAAGAUUUGCCCUGUUUUUCCCGGGAAAAGUUGAUGCAAGGAUUCAGUGAAGACAUGGCAAUAGAGGCACAACAGAAGUUCAAAAUAAAUAAGCAACAUGCUAGGCGGGUUUAUGAAAUUCUUCGACUACUGGUAACUGACAUGAGUAAUGCUGAACAAUACAGAAGCUAUAGACUGGACAUUAAAAGAAGACUAAUUAGUCCAUAUAAGAAAAAGCAGAGAGAUCUUGCUAAAAUGAGAAAAUGUCUCAGACCAGAAGAACUGACAAACCAGAUGAACCAAAUAGAAAUAAGCAUGCAACAUGAACAGCUGGAAGAAAGCUUUCAGGAACUUGUGGAAGAUUACCGACGUGUUCUUGAACGCCUCGCUCAAGAGUAGAGCUUAUUUGGCUCUGUACAGGAAGUUUGGAAAUUUCUGUACAUUGUGUUAUGGAAAAUCUGAUGAUGACUUUAAUUUUAAAAUCUUGUAACAUUUACUUACAUUAAAAGUUAUCUAUCUUA